Messenger RNA from Porites lobata, 433 nucleotides. The record is from the annotation of a GenBank genome assembly. NCBI's taxonomy places the organism in Eukaryota, Metazoa, Cnidaria, Anthozoa, Scleractinia, Poritidae.
AUGUUGCAAAAACCAGUAAGAAAAAGACAGCAAUGCAUCCAGUGCAAUGGCUGCCUGAAAUGGAACCAUCGGUCAUGUAAUAGUGGUGAGUAACAACUAAACUUAUUUUUCCUAAGAUAAGAAACAGUGUUUAUUGACAUCUGAAUUCAUGCAAACAGCAAAUUGAUGAUGACUGAGUUGCAAUUGACUAUUGAUAGUUUCAACACUUUGGACUCAUUUUACUCGUGCAUAUGUCUUCUCAGCUGUUACAUAUGCCUGAUUUCUCACAGGUAUUUCUCAAGAAGACUAUCGUGCAGCUGUAAGGGCCAGAGCAGAUAUCAUUUUGUUUUGUCCGUCCUGCAGCCGUCCUGAUGUUGAUCCAGUAGCUGAGAGCAUCAGAGUCGCAGAGUCAGAGACUGACAUUUUGGAAUCAGAAGAAUCCUACCCUCCCUAG